Molecule: messenger RNA, 220 nt
Organism: Paraglomus brasilianum
Lineage: Eukaryota; Fungi; Glomeromycota; Glomeromycetes; Paraglomerales; Paraglomeraceae
Source: the annotation of a GenBank genome assembly
AUGUCUUUGAAUGGAGAUGAUGAUGAGAAGAAGUUCCGAAAGAAAAUCCGCAAACCAUCAUUCAAAUAUGCCAGACAGUUUUCGGAUACUCUUAUUGGCGCUCACAUGGGUAAGGCUGACGUAAUUCUUAAUAAACCAAUUAUUGUCGGUGCAUCCGUUUUAGGUCUCAGUAAACUCCAUAUGUAUAGAUUUUGGUAUGAUUACGUAAAAGAUAAAUAUG